AUGUACCAUCGCCACAAGAACAAAGCUCACAUCUUCCACCGGUUGCGAAUUGUGCGUGUGCGCCUCUCCCCCUCCAUUGCCCUCACGCAAGGAGCGAACUCUUGCCGCGCGCAUCAAACGCGAUACAUCGAUCUCCUCUGCUUCCGAUUCCGACAUGACAACGCCUGCCACUGCCAUGGCCAUCAGUAGCAGAGCAGCUGCGUGCGGCGCGCUCAUCUUCCCGACCACCGCAUCCGCCGCUCCGGUCUCCCGGAGCGUCUCCGUGGACCAAAGAGUCAGCCACCGGCGGAGGAAGGCGGUGGCGGUGGCGGCCGUGCCGCACGCCAGCAGCGGCGGCGCGCUGCUGGAGCGGCCGGCCUUCGACCAGUCCCAGCUCGACACGCUUCCCGUGACACAAGAAGGAGGGGACACCGGAAGGAUGAGGGACAGGAGGGGCUCUGGAAGCGGUGACAGCUACAAAGUUUUGCUCAUAGACGACGCCCGCCACACCGAGAAGCUUGUGGAGAAGGCCUUGCCGCAGGUGGUGCCGUCCGUGACCGCGGAGGCGGCGCGGCAGCUCUUCCACGCGUCCCGGCAGAAAGGCGCCGCGCUCGUCAUUGUCGCCGUGAAGGAACACGCCGAAUUCUACGCGCAGAUGAUGGUUCGGCAGGGACUCCGCUCCGCCAUCGAGCCUGAAUCCGAUUUGGCAAGUUAAAAUUGCUGGCCUUUCGAUAUGCGGUCGGCUGGCUUUGUCAUUGCUGAAUUUUGAGAGUCAGUUCAGUUACAGUAGUUAGUUAUAAAUGGCAGAAAUUUCUUCUUUUAGGGUGUGUUUAGUUCACGCCAAAAUCAGAAGUUUGAUUGAAAUUUAAACGAUGUAACUGAAGAGUUGAAAGUUUGAAGAAAAAGUUAGGAACUAAAACAGGCCUUACUUUAUCAGCUAGGUGGCCACUGGCCGGUUCAAAGAACAUGACAGGAACUUUACUGCAAAUUUGUUACUACCAAGGUUGCUGGUUGCAGCAUUGAGAA
This is a messenger RNA of Oryza sativa Japonica Group (Japanese rice), 1005 nucleotides long. RefSeq names its product ATP-dependent Clp protease adapter protein CLPS2, chloroplastic. The record is from RefSeq and is a predicted model, not a curated record. Gene Ontology annotation, biological process: proteolysis. Lineage: Eukaryota; Viridiplantae; Streptophyta; Magnoliopsida; Poales; Poaceae.